AUGCUCUCCCAUCUUCCUGUCCUUGCUCUCCUGUGGGCCCCCACACUCGCAACAAUCCCCAGCUUGCCUGGCUACCACGUCGUCUGGUCCGAUGACUUCAAUGGCGACCAUUACGCCGGCGUCGACCACAGCAAAUGGGUGCAAAUCGCCAAAUCCAACAACGCUAACGGAGAGGUGGAAACCUACACAUCGGGCACCGACAAUGUUCAUCUUUCGGGUGAUGGUCAGCUGUACAUCGUACCCACCAAGUCUGAUGGGAAAUGGUAUUCGGGCCGCCUUGAGAGCAACACUGCGCAGGUGUGCGACACUGGCGGCGCUAUGAUAUUUCAGUCCGAGCUUUGGGUUCCCGACUUUACCGGCAGCCCAGCCAAAUUUGCUGGUCUCUGGCCAGCCUUCUGGGCGAAAGGAAACAAUUAUCGUAGCAGCGGGGUCCCAUGGCCAAAAUGUGGCGAGUGGGACAUCUUCGAGGUGACGGAUAAGAUGAGCAACCAGAACCAGGGAACGCUGCACUUCCAGGACGCAAACGGCAAUCACAAUGGGGCAUUCAACGGCAGAGUAACCUACCAGGGAGGACAGUACCAUACUUGGGCGUUCAAGGUGGAUCGCCGCAACUCCGACUGGACGAAGCAAAGUUUGAUAUGGUAUCUGGACGGUGUUCAGUUCUACUCUGUUACGGGUGCCCAGGUCGGGACGUUCCAGCAGUGGGUACAGCUAGCCCAAAGCACAUACUAUAUCAUUCUGAAUGUGGCCGUUGGUGGAGGAUAUCCAGGAAAUCCAACCGCGAGUACUGUCAGUGGGUAUGAUGCUUCUAUGAGGGUCAAGUACGUGGCUAUUUAUAAGACCAAUUAA
Trichoderma breve is the source of this 849-nucleotide messenger RNA. RefSeq names its product glycosyl hydrolases family 16 domain-containing protein. Bases 1 to 849 code for a protein of 282 amino acids. Lineage: Eukaryota; Fungi; Ascomycota; Sordariomycetes; Hypocreales; Hypocreaceae. Gene Ontology annotation, biological process: carbohydrate metabolic process. Gene Ontology annotation, molecular function: hydrolase activity, hydrolyzing O-glycosyl compounds. The record is from RefSeq and is a predicted model, not a curated record. The transcript has a single exon.